Molecule: messenger RNA, 2362 nt
Organism: Entelurus aequoreus (snake pipefish)
Lineage: Eukaryota; Metazoa; Chordata; Actinopteri; Syngnathiformes; Syngnathidae
Gene: mmp23ba
Product: matrix metallopeptidase 23ba
Exons: 8
Coding region: 77-1273 (398 amino acids)
Biological process (GO): proteolysis; extracellular matrix organization; collagen catabolic process
Cellular component (GO): extracellular matrix
Molecular function (GO): metalloendopeptidase activity; zinc ion binding
Source: RefSeq, a predicted model, not a curated record
GCGCACAGCAGCUCACACGGGAGUGCGAUGGCCGAGGAGUAGGAGGCUUUCUGUCGGGCAUGUGCGAGUUGUCAAGAUGGACUGUUUGUCGUUGAUGUUCUCCGGGAGGCGCGAGACCGCAGCCGCGGGUUGCUGUCAAGCUCCCGGCCGCCAGAGGAGACGAGGCUGCUGGAGGUGGACGCCUCUGUUGGCGGCCGUACUGAUCAGCCUCCUGCCUCAGAGCACGGCGUUCCCCUCUUGGAGGACCGAGGAAGAAGCUUACACCACUGUGUUGCUCAUCGGAAUGCGCAAAGAGGCCCACUCGCAAGUGCUUCACCUCUCCAGGAACAAGCGCUACACCCUCACCCCGGAGCAGCUCAAAUGGGACAAGCUCAAGCUCACAUACAAGUUGCUGUCCUACCCAACCAACCUGAUCAAUGCCACAGACACACGUCGAGGCAUCGCCAAGGCCUUUUCCAUGUGGAGCGACGUCUCGCCCUUCAGCUUCCGUGAGGUGCCGGCGGACCAGGAGGCGGACAUAAAGAUCGGAUUCUACCCCGUCAACCACACAGACUGUCUGCAGUCCCGAUUGCACCACUGUUUCGACGGCAUCACGGGAGAAUUGGCUCAUGCUUUCUUCCCGCCGACGGGCGAGAUCCACUUUGACGACCACGAAUACUGGAUUCUGGGGAACAUGCGGUUCAGUUGGAAGAAAGGGGUUUGGCUCACGGACCUGGUCCAUGUGGCAACGCAUGAGAUAGGCCACGUGCUAGGACUCAUGCACUCUAGGGAUUCAAAAGCUAUCAUGCACCUGAAUGCAACACUGACAGGGCGCAAGCUCAUCACACAGGACGAAGUGUGGGGUAUGCACCGUCUCUAUGGAUGUUUGGACCGGCUCUUCAUCUGUCCGGCGUGGGCUCGUAAAGGCUACUGUGACAGCAAGCGCAAGCUGAUGCAGAAGCACUGCCCCUCCAGCUGUGAUUUCUGUUACGAAUUCCCCUUUCCCACUGUGGCUCCCACCCCAACUCCCCCAAGGACCAAACACAAGCUUGUCGUCGAAGGCAAAAAGCUGACUUUCCGUUGCGGCAAGAAAAUAGCAUCCAAGAAAGGCAAAGUAUUCUGGUACAAGGACGGCGAGCUGCUGGAAUACUCGCAUCCCAACUACAUUUCCCUGAAAGACGACCACAUCACGAUAGUGGCCAACGCCAUCAACGAGGGAUUGUACACCUGCAUUGUGAAGAAGAAAGACAAAGUUCUCACCAACUACUCGUGGCGGGUGCGCGUGCGAUUCUGAAUACACACACACACACAAUCACACAAACACACUUGGGCACAUAUUUCUAUCUUUUGUACUUUCUAUGCAACUGUACUGUUGACAGUCAUAGUGCAAAUCAAAUAAACAUUCCAUGAGAAGAUGCACUUUUGUGAACUGGCAAUGCAUGGUCGUAGACAACCACAACAUAUCACAAUAGUCAUUCUACAAAUGUUAUUAAAUUGGCGGCCCGGGGACCAAAUCCAGCCAGGGAAUGACAUCAUACCAGCCACCAAAUUUAAUUGAAAUAUUUUUGCAUCCAAUUCCUAAAAACAGCAAAACGCUCCUAGUAUCGGCCUUUCCAAGCUUUUCCAGGUUCUAAACCAAAGCCAGUGGGCUGAGCCAGGACAGGUGGUGCACUUUCAUACGCACAUCCGACUACAACUUACUAAGUCUUUCCAAAAAUAGCUUUAUUUGCAAAAAAAAAAAAAAAGUUUUUCUUUCCAAGGUUAACAAAAACAACUUUAACUACAUACAAAGCUAUAAACAAAACUAGGCUUAAGUGUUGCGUAAGCAGUGGUCAAAAAAUGUUUUCACCGCCAGUCCAGUGUUCCCCAUAAACUGCCAAGAUACCUGUGGCGGUGGGGGCAUGGCUAUGGGCGUGGUCACCAUGACAUCUUCGAGUACUGUGCAUAAUUUACUACAAUGAUUUGAUUUUCUCUAAAAAGGCUCAAAAAUGUAUACUUACUAAUUAAUAAUAACAGUUUUGUUUUAAACGUCCAUCCAUCCAUCCAUUUUACAAUAUAAUUACAACACUUUAUGUACAUAUUUAUAUACAGAUUUGAACAAUAAGUUAUUCACUGAAAUAUAUUUAUUAAUUGUGGUUCUUAAAAAAAAUAUAUCUUAUAAAAUAUAAAAGCUAAAAUGUCUCAAACCUCUGCCCCUUUAAUUAGUGCAUAUUAAAUAAUUUAACUUUAGCCUACUACUACAACCAUAUUAUUUACCAGCAACAUAAAGUGAAACAGAGGCAGAGGUGUCCUGCCACAGUCAGUAACAAAGAAACAGUAAACAGUAGUGGUGGUAGAUAGACACAGAGCUUCAUCAAACAUCUGAUCCACUGAACAAAGAGCU